Molecule: messenger RNA, 1459 nt
Organism: Thermothielavioides terrestris NRRL 8126
Lineage: Eukaryota; Fungi; Ascomycota; Sordariomycetes; Sordariales; Chaetomiaceae
Exons: 1
Coding region: 318-1391 (357 amino acids)
Source: RefSeq, a predicted model, not a curated record
AGUAACUAUGGAUAGUUGCAUAGCUUACACCCCAGUCCGCAGAUAACCAAAACUUUGUGCUGCCUCGUCCUUGGACCCCAGGCUUCAACACGAAGACAGCAAUCUCACAGACAACGGUACCUGUCAGCCGUUAUCUUUGUGACGUGCAAACAAGCAUUCCGUAUCCCGGCCAUUCUUGUCAGCGGGAGCCUAUAAGAUGGUCGGUCACCACGCCAAGCACCAUUGACUGUUCGAGUUCUCGCAUUGAUUACCAACCCUAACCCGUUCUCCCGACGACAUCUCAACCCCAAGCGUCCGUCUUGGGAGACCAACCUAACAUGCCCACCCCGGUUGACCCCAAACCCAAACUCCCCGUUGCUCCUGAUGCCAACGAGACCUUCAACCGCAUCGCGCUCAGUCUAGCCACCAAACACCAACGGGUCCUCUCCACUCUCUCCAAGCACCGCGCCCCAAACCCCACAGCUGCUGCCACCAACCCCCCCUCCUCUCAGGGACCAUCCAGCACCAACCGCGGCUUCUCCUCCCUGGCCACCGCCGCCACCACCAACACCACCCUCAACCCCCAGCCCCCGUCCUCCUCGGGGUCCAAACCCCACCGCCACCACCACCGCCAAGAUGAUUCCGACCUCGACCUCAACCCAGCCUACCACCUGCCCCCCAACGCAGGGAUAGGCUUCUUCUCCCCCUCCCCCUCUUCCUCCUCCUCCUCCUCCUCCUCUACCCCAUCAUCCUCAGCAGCCACGACCCAGGACCGCGACACCGCGGCACUGCGGCGCAAGGUGCUGGGGCGGAACGCGGCGCGCCAGCUCGAGCUUGCCGCCGCCGCGCGCCGGCAGAACGGGAGGAAGAGGGGUGCCGGCGCUGUGGGCGGUAGCGGUGAGAGCGGGAGUGAGAGCGAGGAGGAGGUCGGCCGGGGCGCGCUGGUGAGGGCUAGGAGGGCGGGGCAUCAGCAGUAUCUUGGGCUUGGGGUGGGUGAGCAGCGCCAGCAGCAGCGGAGGGGGGUGGGAAGUGGGAGUGAGGGUGAGGGUGGAAAGAAGGAGGAGACGAAGGGGGAGGUGGAGGUGGAGGUGGAUGGGCAGCCGAGGAGGAAGAAGGCGCGUGUUGAGAGGCUGUCGGGUGAGAUUGCGGUCAAGGGGGAGGGCAAGGAAGAGGAGAGGACUGGAUCUGGGAUCAUCGGGGAGGGGGAAAGAGAUGCCGAUGCUGGGACGGGGGAUGCUAGCGCUGGAGGGGACAGCCGGAGGGGUGGAAUGGAAGAGCAAGGGCGAGAGCAGGCAGGCAGUGAGAAGAGGAAGAAGAAGAAGAGCAAGAAAAAGAAGAAGAAGAAGGGGGAGAAGGGGGCGAAUGGCGAGGUUGGAGUUGAGGCUGAGACUGGGGCCAGAGAUGAAAACUGAAAUCUUCUCCACAGGGGACUGAAUAAACUGACGGUCAUGGGACUCGACACCGGAAGCAGGCAAUCGCU